UCCCCACUUGCCCGAGGGAUGGGCUCGGCUCCAGUGCCCCCUCCUUGCAGCAUCUGUUCUCAGCCUCUCCGGGGUGUAGCACCCUCCCCAAAAGCCAGGAUUUGGGGCACAGCCACUCGUCCCAGUGUGGGGAUCCUGUGGGAUGCUCCGGUCCCGUCACUGGGAUGGAGCUGAGCUGGCCGCAGCGGAGCGGCACCGGGGGCACCCCAGCCCUGGAUGUGGAGCCCAGCACUUAUCGGGGUGCGGGCAGGAGCCCCUGGCAGCUGGUGAUAAGAUCCCCGAGGAGGGGCCAGCCUGUCCCCUGCUCCAGCCCCGUCCCUGCAGACCGAGGUGCAUCCCUGUGCCGUGUGCCCAGGAAGCGGCGAGGAGCCGGAUCCUGGCUCUGGGGCCGUCGGGACCCUCCAGCCCCUGCGGAGAGGAAUCGCUCAGAAAGCUAGCGUGCAAGAGGAAUGGAAGAGAACACUGCCGAAGACGUGGAUCACCCACCAACUGAUGCCGGCAUGGGGGUAGAUGUUUUGGAAUCGGGUGACACCACACCUCCUACAAAGAGGAAAAGCAAGUUCUCAAGCUUUGGCAAGAUCUUCAAACCGUGGAAGUGGAGGAAAAAGAAAAGCAGUGACAAAUUUAAGGAGACUUCAGAAGUUUUAGAACGAAAGAUUUCUAUGCGAAAGCCAAGAGAGGAGCUGGUAAAAAGAGGGGUUCUGUUGGAAGACCCUGAGCAGGAUGGUGAAGAACCAGACAAGCUGAACCCACCUGCACUGAAGAAUGGCCACACAGUCCCAAUUGAUGGUCCUGGGGUUUGUAACCUGGCCGGCCAGGAAGAAGAGGCCACAAAGCCAUCCAGCCUUAGGAAGCCUGUUCCAGCUGAGGAACCAAAGAAAAGGCAGGGCUCAUCCAGCAGCCACUCAGGGCCCGAACUGGAACCACCUCAGGAGUCGUAUGUUCCCAGGCAACCUCUGCUUCCUCCAAAAAGACCUCCUUCCACUUCCCAGGAAGCAAAUGAAGCACAGGCAAAGGAUCCAACACCUACCAGCAGCGCUGCAAAAACUGCACCUUCCACCACAGCCCCUGUUGCGGCAAAGACAGUCAAUCCCACAGCUGCCCCUUCCCCAGCCCCCAGAACUCUGCCCCCGGCUCUUGUCGGUGCCAACACUACUGCUCCCACGAGUACAGCCAGCACAGCUCCUGCCAAACAGCCUCCCGUCCCUCCUCCCAAACCCAUCAACAGAAAUAGCAACUCAGUAAUAGCUGAACUUUCUCAAGCAAUGAACAGUGGUACAGGCUUGUCCAAGCCUUCCCCUCCUCUCCCACCGAAGAGAGGCUUCCUGCCUAACAACACAUCGGAGGCAGCUAUCAUUUCCAAGCCCCCGAAUGACAGGACAGUGACAGCUAACCGCCCCGCACCGAUACCGAUGCACAUGGCCUCUGCUUACCCGCCGCCCUCGCCUUCGCCGCCACUGCCUACGCACAUACCCCCUGAACCUCCACGCAUGCCCUUGCCUGCCUCCACCCCUGUCUUGGACCCUCCACGAUCCCUGGACCUACCCAAAGAGACUCUUCCUCCUCCUCCUCCUCUUCCUCCUCCUGAAGACUUCAGGUCCUUGGAAGUGUCGAAGAGGACGGCAGAACAAGGGUUUGGCGAACCUCAUGUGCUGCCUCGUCUGCCCCAGAUCCCAUUGCACAUCCGUAUCCAGCAGGCUCUGGCCAGUCCUCUGCCUGUCACCCCUCCUGCCGACGGGUCGCACAGGGCUCACUCGCUGCUCUUCGAGAACGAUGGCUUUGGAGAAGACAACGGCAGCCUGGGCAGGACGAGGUCCCUGCCUGUCACCAUCGAGAUGCUGAAAGUUCCAGACGAUGAGGAAGAGGAAGAUGAUGACCGGGAAGAGGACCAGAAUUCAGGCCCUCGUGUGUACAUUGGAGAUGUGCCAUCUGUCACAGUGAUCCCAAAACUGGUACCCCAGGUCCUGCCAGAGGAGCAGGAAGGAGAUGAAGGGAUGAGCGACUCUGACUCGGAGGGACCCAUCCUGUACAAAGAUGAUGAGGAUGAGGAAGAAGAUGAAAGCCAUAACAGCACGCUGGCUAACAAAGUGAAGAGGAAAGACACGCUAGCUAUAAAGCUGGGGAACACAACCACACCGCAGGAGGAGAAAAUAGUCUUCCCGCGGAAGAGCAAGGAGGAGUGGAAUGAAAUUCGGCAGCAGAUUGGGACGACGCUGAUCAGGCGACUGAGUCAGAGACCGACAGCGGAAGAACUGGAGCAGAGGAACAUACUUCAACCGAAAAAUGAAGCUGACCGUCAAGCUGAGAAGCGAGAGAUCAAGCGCAGGCUCACCAGAAAGCUUAGCCAAAGGCCGACAGUGGCAGAGCUGCAGGCCAGGAAGAUCCUGAGGUUUAACGAAUACGUGGAAGUAACGGAUGCUCAAGACUAUGACCGGCGAGCAGAUAAGCCGUGGACAAAACUAACACCAGCUGAUAAGGCUGCCAUCCGGAAGGAGCUGAAUGAGUUUAAGAGCUGUGAAAUGGAAGUGCACGAGGACAGCAAGCAGUUCACGAGGUACCAUCGACCGUAAUCUUCCCAGAAGGGAGCAAGAGACCUGAGAGGACUGGAAGUUCUCUGCGUCCCUCUCCUAGGCAAUACGGCGAGGGUGGAACCUUGGCUCUUCCAAGAUUUGCCUUCAAAACAUAUCCAGAAAAGGGCUUUCGGCCAGGGAAGGGGAAUCCUGUCUGAAUGUAGCAUUUCACUGGAAGAAACGCGUCUCGAGUGCCAUCAGGCUGGAACUGAACACUAUACCUCGCGCGGCUCAGCAAUACGCCUCUGCUCCGGCGCCAGCAUCCCUGCCAGGAGCCCGUGCACGUGUGAACAAACGGUUCGUUCCCCAGCUCCCUUUCUCAGCCUGGACAGACCCAGUUCUCAGCUCUACGUACUCCUUUUGGGGGUGCAAGUCCUUAGUUUCCUCCUCUUUACCAAGAGGUGGUGGGGCAGAACCCCAAAACCUGGCAGCUCUGAUGUUGGAAAACUGAGGAAUGGAGAGUGGAUGUGCUAGGAAGCACGUGUGUAUAUUAGCUGUGUACAGAGAACCCUGUGCAGAUGCUGACCCGGCAGACAACUGACGUGUUGACUUGUCAUUUUUUUGGUUUUGCUUUUGUCUCUGUCAUGUCCUUAAUGUCCUGAAUCACUACUGACCAACGGUUUGUUGUCCUGGAAGGGAAUUGUGUAGAUAUUAACAUAUGCUGCAUCUUUUUUGUAAAAAACAAAAAAAACCCAAGAUAAACAAAAACCACAACUUAAAUGUAUAAAACAUUCCCUCCCCACUCUCUCACACUUGCUGUGAUGUUAACAGAUCUUGUCUUGAGAUAUCUAGGCUUGUUUAACAAAUUACAGAACCAGGAAAUGACUGUUGCCUUUUAAAAACUUUUUAAUUUGGGGAAGCUGUGACAGUAGUCAAUUCUUUUUAUUGCGGCUUCCCCUCAGAUGUUUUUUUACUCUCCCAAAUCAGGGUGAAACUUGCCUUUUCUCAUUUUUACAGCUAAACCUACUGGAAACUUGGUAAUUUCACUGUGUGGUUGGAAGGGAGGGGGAAGAAGAGGUUUAAAAAGUGACCUUAAGAGAUUAUUUCUCCUGAGAACGAUCUCACAUUGGUUCUUCCUAAAUGUGGGGGUGGGUUUUAAAAAAAAAAAAAAAAAUCUGGUAUUGGCCACUGCUGUAUCAUGCACAGAACUAUGCCACUUAAGGUGAAGAAGGGUGUGGGAAGGGAGAGGAGGGCUUGCCUUGUUCACAGACCGUUGCUGCCCGGGGUGGGCCUGGCUGUGCUGCCCGUCCUGCGCGCUGUGCCAAGGCCUGGGCCUGCCCCGGGGAGGCGGCGGGGGCUCUUCCCUCACAGCUCCCCCCUGUACAGUAACGCCUGUAGACUAAAUCAUUUGCAUUGUAUAUCAGUCUCCUCAUCAACAGAUUUUAAUUAUUGAAUAAAAGUAUUUUAGGAAUUUUUUUUAAAAAAA
Molecule: messenger RNA, 3996 nt
Organism: Grus americana (Whooping crane)
Lineage: Eukaryota; Metazoa; Chordata; Aves; Gruiformes; Gruidae
Gene: PHACTR4
Product: phosphatase and actin regulator 4
Exons: 14
Coding region: 450-2570 (706 amino acids)
Biological process (GO): actin cytoskeleton organization; neural crest cell migration
Molecular function (GO): actin binding
Source: RefSeq, a predicted model, not a curated record